UUUUGUUUGCCGUGCAGAUGACAUCACGCCUUUAAAUAUUCCCGUUGCUUUUUUCUUGCCCCAUCAUACUCCAGUGUAGUUCAACGAUAAAAGACUGAGUCGGAGAGGGUUAACAAUGCAUUGAGAGCCAUAUCGAGCUUCUAGAAAAGCGGAGAAAUACUAUUAUUUGUGUCAGGCGGCACCAGUGGCGAACGAGCCGCGUGAACUCGACUUGUGUGAGAAUUGCUACACGGUUUCAGCUGGCCAACUUGGUUGGGAAAAACGGUUAUCCGAAGGCUGCACGGACGGGGAGGCGGAGAAGAUCGCUGCUGGGAAAAUAGUUGCCUUUUUUUCUUUGGCUGAGGAGGCCAGUUUCGGUGAAACUUCAAAAACUAACAUAAAAAUGUCUCUUUCGGUACCCCAGAACGGAGUGAAGGGAGAUAACGAACCGGUUAUCGAACUCUUUGUAAAGGCAGGGAGUGAUGGCGAGAGCAUUGGCAACUGCCCCUUCUCCCAGCGCCUCUUCAUGAUCCUAUGGCUCAAGGGUGUGGUCUUCAAUGUCACCACCGUGGACCUGAAGAGGAAACCAGCGGACCUGCAGAACCUAGCCCCGGGCACACAUCCGCCCUUCAUCACCUUCAACGGAGAGGUCAAGACGGACGUCAACAAGAUCGAGGAGUUCCUGGAGGAUGUCCUCAGCCCCCCCAAGUAUGCCAAACUUGGUGCCCGUCACCCUGAGUCCAACACAGCAGGGAUGGACAUCUUUGCCAAAUUUUCAGCUUUCAUCAAAAACUCCAAACCUGAUGGCAAUGAAGCUCUGGAGCGAGGCCUGCUGAAAACCCUGCAGAAGCUGGACGAGUACCUGCGUUCCCCACUGCCUGAUGAGAUCGACCACAACAGCAUUGAGGACGUGAAGGUGUCCAGCCGCAAGUUCCUGGAUGGGGAUGACAUGACCCUUGCUGACUGCAACCUGCUUCCCAAGCUUCACAUUGUCAAGGUUGUGGCCAAGAAGUACCGGGGCUUUGAGAUUCCCAAGGAGAUGAUGGGCAUCUGGAAGUACCUGGGCAAUGCCUACUCCCGCGAGGAGUUCACCAAUACCUGCCCCAGCGACAAAGAGAUUGAGAUCGCCUAUGGUGACGUGGCCAAGAGGCUUGUCAAAUAAGCCCCUCACCCGCCCCACCCCCAACAGCACUGGGACUGGUCAUUGAUUACACAAGAAAGAAAGAAAAAAAACUAUGGACUCUUCUUUUUUUCCUUCUGUCUAUAGAGCAAACCCAAUGCAUGAUUUAUUUUUCCUUUUGUUUUGUUUUAUUUUCAUUUUGAUCUUUCUAUUCCCUUUUAAGGAAACUCCUGUGUUGUCAACACCACUCUCUAAGGUUCUUGAUAUAUCUCACUGACUUCCUUUUUUAUUAUGAACUUGGAGUAGUGUGAAAAAAAUGGCGAGACAGUUGGGAACACCACCAGCGGUCGCGCACCAGAGCUUUACGUACACACAGACACACACACACACGCUCCGCAUAUCAGUUCUGACAGAAAUGACCUCCACGCUCCUGAAUACGCAGACUCGUACUACAUGAGGUCGUGGCAGUAAAAAAAAAAGAAAAAAAGAAUGGCUUUUUUGAGGCUUGCAGAGUUAUAAAAAGAAAUAAUUGAAUGCUCUUUAUUUUUCAGCUGAGUAAGUUUAAACAGUGUUGUAAGCUCCAGUGUUUUUUUGCUGAAGGUUGUUUGCGAGCAGUGCAGUGACUUCGUGCUGAAGUGUAAAGGUUCAGCUAUUUCAUAGGCGAGUGGACUGCGACAGCCCUUUAUAACCAAGGCCCCAUUCUCAGGUACACUAACUCUGAAACCGAUAAGGUGACCUUGUUGUAAUGUUCAAGCAUCCACAGUCCUUUUCAAUUUAUUUGGAGUAAAAUUGAGACAUGUGUAAACUGACACAAUACACGCCCAUUAAACAGGUGUACCCAGUGACCUGAUGUCAGGUCAGUUCAGUAGCUCCCUUUUCUUUUGUGGAAUCAGAGUAAAAAACUCUAGCCAGAUAAACUUCGAUGACCAGGUGAACAUACGUGAAAAUGUUCCAGUUGAAGAACUGAAAAUGUACGUCUUGCAUAUUUUCCAAAUUAUUUUUGAGUGCAACACACUGGUCUCUAUUGGAUCAAAAACACGAAGGGAACAUUUUUGUUGUUGUUAAUGAUGCAUUUGUAAAAUUGGCAGUUUGAAGCUUAUAGUGCUCCGCAGUUUAACAAAGGGUGAGUUAGCUGUGAUGCUAAUGGGGAGCAAUAGCUGAAAGCUAUCAGACAUCAAUGGCUUUUAACUCGUAUUUAAGUUUCCAUAAAUUUUUAUCUUUUGUUCGUAACUAGGAUUCUGGGAAUUGACCGUUAUGUGGCUAUAAGACCUAAUCUGUAGUGACAAAAACACAUUUCAAAUGACAGCCCCAGAGGAGGAGGGCGACAUCAUUGCAUCAUAUUGGAUUCACAUUUCUUUUCAUUUUACACUAUUCACUUUUGAUGUAUUCAUCCACAAGUGACAUACUGUUACUAUUCACAGCAAACUGUAGCUUGGAUUGAAAGGUGACUUUUUCUAAGGAUCCCAUCCUUCAAAUGUACUCAUUCAUUUUCAGAUUGUAGAGGGACUUUGUAAAUAUUUUUUUCCAAGACUGACAUGUAAAUUUUAUAUGUUCACUGCUUUAAAGUGAAGUAGUCCUAUUUUACAUGCAUUACAUUAUAUACAUACAGUACUCCUUUUGUAAAUGAAGGCUAAGAAAAGUGUAGAAGUAGGUCUUUAGAGCGGUCCAUGAAGAAUACACAUUUACAUCACCAGAAUAAACCUGACGUUUGGCAUGUAGCGACUUGUUGCCUUUCUAGACCAUGACAGGAAUGACUGUAAAUCCAGAACGCUGAUUUGACCACACCCAGAUGUAGGUCAGUGACCGCAGGUUCACUGACAAAACAAACACUGAUGUGCCUUUGAUGACCUUCUGAGCACCUUGCUCGUCUGUGUUGCUCCGACGUGGUCCAAGAGGGAGCAGUUCCACCCUUUCCAACGGCAUCUCACUCUGCACCUUCACCAUGUUUCCUUUUGUUAUUAUUAUGUUUGUUUUGCACCAUGAUCCUGUCAUACCAUGCCGGUGUGACGAGUCACUGGUGAUAUUGAUCAUGAAAGCUCUGCAUGUUGGCCAUCAAGCUCUCAUCAAUAAACUGCUGGCAGCUAGUAGCUCUA
Alosa alosa (allis shad) is the source of this 3192-nucleotide messenger RNA. RefSeq names its product chloride intracellular channel 4 (gene clic4). The record is from RefSeq and is a predicted model, not a curated record. The coding region runs from base 383 to 1141 and encodes 252 amino acids. NCBI's taxonomy places the organism in Eukaryota, Metazoa, Chordata, Actinopteri, Clupeiformes, Clupeidae. The transcript is spliced from 6 exons.